Molecule: messenger RNA, 3031 nt
Organism: Erinaceus europaeus (western European hedgehog)
Lineage: Eukaryota; Metazoa; Chordata; Mammalia; Eulipotyphla; Erinaceidae
Gene: ANKRD46
Product: ankyrin repeat domain 46
Exons: 6
Coding region: 278-964 (228 amino acids)
Molecular function (GO): protein binding
Source: RefSeq, a predicted model, not a curated record
CUCUGGCCCGCCCGGGGCUGCGCUGGUCUCGUUGCCUCGCCCCUCGGCCGCCGCAGCCUCCGUCGCCGCCGAAAGGUUCGAGCUGCAGCCGCCGCUGCACUGGAGCCGCAGAAUCACAGAAAACAAGGAAACAGUUGAGAAGUGUAAAUACUCUUGUGGGGACAUUUCUGAAUAUUCUGUUGAAUCUUCUUAAGAAUUCAGAGAAACUGCCAGUUGACCACCGAAAGAAAGAUCUAAUCUGAAGGCAUACGCAUAUUUGGUCCACCACAUCAGAGCAAUGUCCUACGUUUUUGUAAAUGAUUCUUCUCAGACUAAUGUGCCCUUGCUACAAGCCUGUAUUGAUGGAGAUGUUAACUAUUCCAAGCGGCUAUUAGAAAGUGGUUUUGACCCUAAUAUUCGUGAUAGCAGGGGCAGAACAGGCCUUCACCUGGCAGCAGCCCGAGGGAAUGUAGACAUCUGCCAAUUACUGCAUAAAUUUGGUGCUGAUCUUCUGGCCACAGAAUAUCAAGGAAACACAGCUCUUCAUCUCUGUGGCCACGUGGAUACUAUUCAGUUCUUAGUUUCCAAUGGACUCAAAAUUGACAUUUGCAAUCAUCAAGGUGCUACACCCUUAGUGUUGGCAAAGCGCAGGGGCGUAAAUAAAGAUGUUAUCCGGCUGCUAGAAUCUUUGGAAGAACAGGAAGUAAAAGGAUUUAACAGAGGAACCCACUCAAAGCUGGAGACCAUGCAGACAGCAGAGAGUGAAAGUGCCAUGGAAAGCCACUCACUCCUCAAUCCCAACCUACAGCAAGGCGAAGGAGUUCUGUCCAGCUUCCGAACCACUUGGCAGGAGUUUGUAGAGGACCUAGGUUUCUGGAGGGUGUUGCUCUUGAUCUUUGUUAUUGCUUUGCUGUCUCUUGGUAUCGCCUAUUAUGUGAGUGGUGUGCUACCAUUUGUAGAAAACCAGCCUGAGCUCGUGCAUUAAAGGAGUUCAGGAGAGAGGCAAAUGCUGCUGUCUUGGCUUCCAAUAUUGUUCUCAGUUCCUCAGAAAAUGUUCUCAUAGUUCAAGUCAGUGAGAGCUGUACAUUUUUCUUUUGGCAUUUUUACGUUAUUGUAAUUCUUUUAGAACAGCGUGUUAAUUUGAACUAACUCCAUACUGUAGUCAAACAUACUACAAACAUACUACAUCCUAAAGCUACCUCUGACUUCUUAGGACAGCCUACACACAGUUUUGUUUAAUAAAAACAUGGAAAUGUUGAAAGAAAAAAAGGUAGUUGAAGAGAGAGACUGGGAAGUCAUUGCUAUAUAGAAAGCUUAACUUCAUAUAGGACCAACUAAAGUUCAAAAGGAAAAAUGCUUUCUUCUUUGGUUGGUGGUUUUGUUUUGUGUUUAUUUGUGCAAGUGCUCAGUUUAUCUUUUUUAUUUACAUGAGGGGUGUAGAGGAGAGAAUAAAAGAUGCAGCUUAAAACUUGAAGUGCUUUUUUCAGAUCCUGUAUAGCUUAGCUAUUCAGUAUUCUUGGGAUCUGUUUUGGUUUAUUUAAGUAUUUUUAAGUCUAGUCACAAGCCAAACAGAACUUUUAAAAAUGAACUAUAUUUCCUUCAAAAAUGACUAUUUGAUCUUGUAUUUAUUUGUUUUAGAAUAACUUUUGAUUUAUAAAUUGUUUCAGUAUACUAAAAUCUUAGUAUCUGUGAAAAAUGAACCUGAGUUCACAUUAUUCACUCUUCAGUUCCUUCUAGUGUUUAUUUCAAAGGUAUUCAUCAGAAAUAUAGUCAGAAAGUUUUUUUUGUUGGUUUGUUUUUUUACCAGAGCACUGCUCAGCUCUAGCUUAUGGUGGUGUAGGGGAUUGACCCUGGGACUUUGGAGCCUCAGGCAUGAGAGUCUUUUUGCAUAACCAUUAUGCUAUUUACCCCCUCAAAAGUUCUUUUUCCUACUCAGUUAGCAGAAAAAAUAAUUCUAAUAUUUAACUCUCGUUGAAAUUCUCUUCUGCUAUUAUGUGAAAAAUUCAGUCUUAUAAGCUAGCUAUGUUAUAAUUGUACAUAGCUUAUUAUUAUCUGAUUUUAUGUGGAAUCCCAUUUAGAAAUCUUGUAUGAAUCGUAACAAUUCUAUGUCAGUAAUUUCCUAAUGGCAAGAAUGCAUGGAGUAUGAGUUAACAGCAUUGAGCUCUAGUACUGAAUAUCGUAAACUCUUUGCUAAUGAUAAUUUAUGCAAAUUGAAAUAUGGCUCCCAGACUAUAUUGCAGCAUUCAGCAGCAGUAUAUUUGCAGACCUCUUUUGUUAAUGAUUCUGCUAUGCUAAAUCAUAUUCUUGGGUUAUUCUUGGGCCAACUAUGAAAACUUUAUAGGUAUUCAUUGAAUAUAGUCAGAAAAAUUGUAGUAAAAGAACUAGUAGCUUUAUUUUUUAGAACAAAGACAUCCAGGGCCCACAAAGUAAAUCACUUGGAUAGUGUGCUGCUUUGGCAUGUGUGUGACCCAGGCUCAGGCUUCACCCUCACUGCACUGAAGGACGCUUUGUUGCUGUAGUCUCUUUCACUUUCUAUGUCUGACUUCAGACAUAGAGGGAAAAGAAAAAGGUAUCUAAGCUAUUACCUGUUGAACUGUUGAUAGAGUUAAAAUUUAUAGUUUAGAAUAGAAUUCAUAUUUUUGUGCUUCUUUAUGCUUCUUGAUAUCUUCUCUCUCUCUUUUCUGUAACUAGGAAGUAGCUUUAUCCUCUCAAAAAACUAUUUAAAAUUUCUGAAUUAAGUGGCUGUUUCUGUACCAGCUCUUGUUUUUAAGUUAGAUAUAAAGUCAAAUUUGGUGGUUUCAGCAAAAAAUAUAUAUAUAUAUAGUGGAGAACAUUUGAUUUCACCAUCAAAGUAUGCAUUUAGAAUGAAAAUUUUUCAGUUAGUUUUCCCUUUGUAAGUCUAAAUAGAUACGGAAAAUUGGUUGACAUAUAUGUAAAUAUACUGCAUUUAAAAAAAAUUAAUGUUUUCUGUUAAACACUGAUUUACUUGUAUUCUGUUCUUUGCAUUCACCAUUCAGUAAUACUACCAAUAAAUGUAUUUAUAAUCCUUUAA